CAGAUAACGCACUCACUCGUCUCCUGGUGUUAUCCGAGGAGACGCCACCGAACCCUAGAUCCGCCGCCGCCGAACCGAGCUGAUGCCGCCGCGGCGCAAGAUUUCGCUGCUGUCUCCGGAAGCCGUGCCGCCGCCGGCUCGGCGGCCGCGCCGCAUGAGUCCGCGGCUCUCUCCGGCCGCCGAAGCGCAGACAUCGCAGCUGACGACGCCGGGAGAUCGAAGGGGGCUCUUCUCGUGCUUGCACAGCGGCGAGUGCGACGAGCCCCCUGACUUCUGUCUCAAAUUCGAUCUCAUGGAGACCAUCCCCGACUAUUACGAGGAGGCGAUCGACCGGCUGCCCAUCGAAGACCUGCCAGCGGACGCCGCCGACCAGCUGAUGACAUCCAUGGGCAGAUCCGCCCUCUCCCUCGGCCUCCUCGACCCCGCCUCCAACAUCAUCCUCAACACCAUCGCCCUCCUCCGGCGCGACUUCCCGGAUCCGCCUCUGCACGGCACGAGGAGGUCCAGCAGGCUGGCGCGACCCAGCCGGCACACUACUCUCUCCCGCAGAGACACCUGGGCCAGAGUUGCUGGGGCAUCCUACCUCGCUCUCCGCAGCUUCAUGGUGAGCUACUUCGGAUGCCUUAGUGAAGAACAGGCCACACGCUACCUCCACUGGGCACGCGGUGAUCUCGUCCGGGCCGUCCUGCUGGUCGAGCACGAUCUGUACAAUGCCGAGCUUCCGAUCCCCAACCCGGCCUCCCAAAGGACGCAAGCCGCCCUCAAGUGCGCCGCAAUCUAUGUGUCGCACCCUGCGCCUGAUGUCCUUGUGCGGCUCCAGGCGUCGCCCCUGCCCCAACAGUGGCUUGACGCCGCCGCCCCGUUCCUCAAGCCGCAAGGGCGCAAGCUCACCCUCGAUGAUGUUGAGCUCAUCGUGCGUAUGCUGCGCCACCAGGACGGUGCCCCCCUUGAUCUCCAGGUCAAGUUGCUGCCAGACAGUGGUGAACUCACCGUUUACUAUCGCAACUUCAAUCCAGACGAAGCACAUCUAUCAACCCACAACACUAACUCUGUGAAUCAUGGAGGUAACUUCUCCCUGGUCACCUACAAGGUUGAGCGACAUGGAGACCGCUUGGCAUCCCUAUUCCCCCAGUCCCCCCGGGACAGGAGAUCCAUGAUAUCAUCUUGUUUCGAAGAUGCUGAGAAAGCCUAUCGAAGGGGCAGUCUGGUGGAGAGUUGCUGUGGCGAUGCCUGCGAAUACACCGAGUCUCUCAGGAUGCGGCUUCACAGCACGAUCCACGCCAUCUAUCUAAAAGUGUUCACCAUGCUGCCGCGCUCUAUGCGGCUCAUCCGCGACAUCUUGUUCGCUGGCCACUGCUAUGGCCCCAUGGACCCUGUCUCCAACAUCAUUGUCAACUCCAUUUGGCACAGCAUUGUCUACCCGCUACCCUUGACCGAAAUCGAAGAGUAUCACAUCAUCGACGCCCUAUCUAUGCUUCGCGUGGAGGUCCGUUCCUUGGAAGGCCUCAUCACCCUUGUCCGAGGAAACUUUGAUUCUGGCUGCUCGACGCAGCAGGUGAUGGAGCACCUCUCCUUGAAAUGCUGUGACCUUUCCCAGGAGACGCACACCUUGCAGCAGUUUGCUGCCGCAGCCGCAGCCGCUCGACACCCACAACAUGCUGCACUAGGGUCAUUCCUUGCGUCCCUGACGCCCAAUGUGCUGUAUGACCUACGGCGUUUGUUGACGACUGGCACCAAUGGUGUGAUCUCUCCUGAAUCUCUUGGCCAAAUAGAGCAGUUCCUCCGAUAUAAAGCAGUGACGUUGGAUCCCGAACCUCGCAAGGUGUCCGAAUUGUGCGAGGAGGCUAAGGUGACUCUGCAAAGAAUGAAGUCAUAUUAUGACAGCAUGAGCUUGUACCUUUGCUCUAAGCUUGAACAACUGCUGCAGAAAUAUGCCUCUGAGCAUCCUCUGGAACCAAAAUAUGUGCUAACUGUUAUCUGUGGUAUGGUGGCUGGUUCCGAGUCCUUAGACAGGGAGUGCUACCACGUCAAUUUUGUGGCUGCUUCCAAAUCAAGGACUGCUGGUAACAAACUCUUCUUCGCUGAACUCAAUUGGUCGUGUCCUGGUGAGCAGGCAAAACCAGAUUUCUGCUGCCCUCUACCCCUGAUACAUACUGGCCGUUGCUACUAUGGAAAGGGAACCGCGAGGAAGAUUGUGUAUCCAGAUUCAGUAGACUUUCUUGAGUGUGAUCAUGAUAUUACCGCCGAUGGAACCGAGCACACGGACGGGAUGCUGGACGUGGAUUUAAUGUUCGAUUUUAGGAGUGACGCCCAGUUUGCAGACGAUAUGAUGGAGUACUGUGAGCAUCAAAAAAAGUUGUUGCAGGAGGGCGAUGAGUAUUAACCUUAUUAGGCCUGAUGUAGAAAUACUUACUCCCUCUAAUCCAUAUUAAUUGUCGCCAGACUUAGUACGACUUUUAGGGCGAUGAGUAUUAAUUUCAAGAGCGGGAGGAACUAGUAUUAGGUCUUGAACCUUAUUAAGCCUGAUGUAGAAAUAUUACUCCCUGGGAUUCCAUAUUAAUUGUCACCAGCUUAGUAACAACUUUUGCACUUAAAGUUAUACUAAGUCGGCGAUAAUUAAUAUGGAUCGAAGGGAGUAGUAAAUCAAGCUUGUUAUAAUAUUGUUGUAUUUUGUAUUCCGUCUUGCCUGAACCUUUGUUGUUAUCUGCCACUAUGUAAUCACCCGAGAAAUUUGUUUGGUCAUCAAAGGUUCAGUUUAUUUC
Messenger RNA from Triticum dicoccoides, 2762 nucleotides. RefSeq lists its product as uncharacterized. The record is from RefSeq and is a predicted model, not a curated record. NCBI's taxonomy places the organism in Eukaryota, Viridiplantae, Streptophyta, Magnoliopsida, Poales, Poaceae. The coding region runs from base 83 to 2383 and encodes 766 amino acids. The transcript has 3 exons.